Molecule: messenger RNA, 2736 nt
Organism: Cucurbita maxima (winter squash)
Lineage: Eukaryota; Viridiplantae; Streptophyta; Magnoliopsida; Cucurbitales; Cucurbitaceae
Product: serine/threonine protein phosphatase 2A 55 kDa regulatory subunit B beta isoform-like
Exons: 14
Coding region: 642-2183 (513 amino acids)
Biological process (GO): peptidyl-serine dephosphorylation
Cellular component (GO): protein phosphatase type 2A complex; cytosol
Molecular function (GO): protein binding; protein phosphatase regulator activity
Source: RefSeq, a predicted model, not a curated record
AUUGAUGCCCCUUUGUUUGACGUUGAUCUUCAAUCAUUACGAACUGGAAGGGCUGAUUGGGAUACACUUCUGUGACGCUGAUGAAAAUUAUAAGGAGAAUUAUAAGCUAAAAUUUAUGAGAAAAAACGGCCAUUAUUGAUCCACAGGGAACAAGGAAGAGCGAGUGUUGGUGACUUGGUGUGUAUAUGUUUUUGGGGUUUGUAACUUUAUGAAUCUGUGAGCUUUUUUUUUCAUUAUUUUUCCUUCUCGUCUUUGGACGGUUUGCUGAGCUUUUAAUCCCGUUUUUAUCCUUCUAGAGAGAGAGAGAGAGAGAGAGAGAGAGAGAGAGAGAGAGAGAGAGAGCGAGAGACAGAGAGACAGAGAGAAAAGUUGUGGGAGGCGCAGGGGAAUUGGGCUUUUUUUCCCAGUUCGCGAUGGUUUUUGAUUGGAAUCUAUAGCAACAAUUAGAUUUGCCCUUUUUGUUUUGUCUUAUUUUGUUGGUUUUUCGAAUUUGUUUUUCUGGGUUUCGGAAAUCGUUUGACGGGGUUUCCAAGCUGUGGUUUUUGUAAACCCAGACAGGGAUCUUCGAUGCAUUGAUUGGAUUUGGUGGAUUUGGAUUUUUCCUAUCUGGGGUUGCUUCGAUUUGUGUUUUUGUUGGUGAAAUGAAUGGUGGUAAUGAGGUCAUUGCAGCUCCGGCCGCCCCGCCACAGCCGCUGGACUGGAAAUUCUCUCAGGUCUUUGGGGAGCGUACAGCCGGUGAAGAAGUUCAGGAAGUCGAUAUCAUUUCAGCAAUUGAAUUUGAUAAAAGUGGGGAUCAUCUUGCUACUGGUGACCGUGGUGGCCGGGUGGUACUCUUUGAGAGGACAGAUACCAAAGAUCAUGGUGCAUCAAGAAGGGAUUUAGAGAGGAUGGAUAAUGCAAUUAGUAGGCAUCCCGAGUUUCGUUAUAAGACAGAAUUUCAGAGUCAUGAGCCUGAGUUUGACUACCUGAAGAGUUUGGAAAUUGAGGAAAAAAUUAACAAAAUCAGAUGGUGCCAGCCAGCUAAUGGUGCCUUAUUUCUCUUAUCUACUAAUGAUAAAACAAUCAAGUAUUGGAAGGUGCAAGAAAAGAAGGUCAAAAAGGUUUCCACCAUGAAUGUGGAUCCUUCUAAACCUGUUGGAAAUGGAAGCAAUGCUAGCUCGAGCAACUCAAGUAGCUCUGGACCAUAUCUUGCAAAUGGAGGAUCCCCAGACCGAUAUCCGAGUAAUGACCCUUCAUUUCCAGCAAGGGGCAUACAAUCGCUGCGCUUACCAGUGGUAACUACCCACGAGACUAACCUGGUUGCAAGAUGUCGAAGAGUGUAUGGCCAUGCUCAUGAUUAUCACAUCAACUCCAUCUCCAAUAAUAGUGAUGGAGAAACUUUUAUAUCAGCUGAUGAUCUGCGGAUAAAUCUUUGGAACUUGGAAAUUAGCAGUCAAAGUUUCAACAUUGUUGAUGUCAAGCCUGCUAACAUGGAGGAUCUGACUGAGGUGAUAACGUCUGCAGAGUUUCAUCCUACUCAUUGCAAUAUGUUAGCAUACAGCAGUUCAAAAGGAUCCAUCCGCCUAAUUGAUUUGCGGCAGUCGGCAUUAUGUGAUUCUCAUGCCAAAUUAUUUGAGGAGCAGGAAGCACCUGGUUCUAGAUCCUUUUUCACUGAGAUUAUUGCUUCAAUCUCUGAUAUUAAGUUUGGAAAGGAAGGAAGAUACAUUCUUAGUCGUGAUUACAUGACUCUCAAGUUGUGGGAUAUUAAUAUGGAUUCUGGUCCAGUUGCAGCAUUUCAGGUUCAUGAAUAUUUAAGACCUAAGCUCUGUGACCUUUAUGAAAAUGAUUCAAUCUUCGAUAAGUUCGAGUGUUGUUUGAGUGGAGAUGGAUUGCGAUUAGCUACAGGCUCUUACAGUAAUUUAUUCCGCGUGUUCGGCUGUGUAUCGGGAAGUACAGAGGCUACAACUUUAGAAGCUAGCAAAAAUCCAAUGAGGCGUCAAGUUCAGACCCCUUCAAGGCCUGCCAGAUCUCUAAGCAGUAGUAUAACACGAGUUGUAAGACGAGCAGGAUCAGAGAGCCCUGGGGUUGAUGCAAAUGGAAACUCAUUUGAUUUCACAACAAAGUUACUGCAUUUAGCUUGGCACCCAACUGAGAACUCGAUCGCCUGCGCUGCUGCUAACAGCUUGUACAUGUACUAUGCGUAAACGUGGUUUAGCAAGAAACGUAUUUGCUCAGUCGACUUUCUCAAGAGUCUCUCUUGGAGAAAGCUAUUUUCCCAUUUCCUGCCAGCCAUUGGAUUCGUAAGCUUUGCAAGUACUCGACAUCAUGACAUACGUAGCCCAGAGACUUACCGAACGUGCGUUUGGUAUCAUUCCCAGAUGCAGCAGAGGUGGCUGCCACACAAUCCUCCACACAAGGUUUAUGUUGAUUUAUUUGCAGUGGCUGCAUCUCAUUUUGGUGUUCCUCAACCCCCAACUAUUUAGUUUCUUCUUUUUCACUGUUUUUGAUUCCGCCGCAGUGUCUUCUUGUGAAAGAGAAGAUGCAGAGUUAUGUUUCAGAUUGUUUUGGGUUGGAGCCAUGAAGGAAAAAAAGAAUGUGAUUGUAGCUCUCCUACAACAAAUACUAUAAACCAAUGUUCAAUAUUUGCAACAACCGCAACUAGGUUUAUUAAGAUGACCACCAAAAAGAAAGUGUAGUUUUUAUUCUUAAUCUUUGUUGGGAUUUUACUUUUUAUAAACUUGCACCAUCAUUUUUUCA